This is a messenger RNA of Abrus precatorius (Indian licorice), 2300 nucleotides long. Its product is annotated as leucine-rich repeat receptor-like serine/threonine/tyrosine-protein kinase SOBIR1. Gene Ontology annotation, biological process: protein phosphorylation. Gene Ontology annotation, molecular function: protein kinase activity; protein binding; ATP binding. The transcript has a single exon. The coding region runs from base 111 to 2042 and encodes 643 amino acids. The record is from RefSeq and is a predicted model, not a curated record. Lineage: Eukaryota; Viridiplantae; Streptophyta; Magnoliopsida; Fabales; Fabaceae.
AAGUACUGGCAAUUUUCCACACGGUUUGGCGCUAUAAGAGUAAACAAAAGAGGGAGAGAGUAUGGUGAGGAAGUGGCUCUGGCAAUAGAAAGAGAUUCCACAGUGGAACCAUGGUUGUGAAGAAAAGCCACCUCUUCUUCUUCUGUUUAUUCUUCUCCCUCUUUCUCUUCAUUAACGCUAAGCUCCAUUUUCACCCUUCAGACCUCAAGGCUCUCUUGGCUCUACAAAACGAACUCGGAGUCAACGGUCAACUCCGAGCAACAACCACCGCAAAUCCCUGUGACACCGAGGGCGUGUUCUGUGAAAGGAGACUCUCCAACAAGGAAACCUACGUGCUCCGAAUCACAAGACUCGUGUUCAAAUCCAAGCACCUCAAUGGUGUCUUGUCCCCUACCAUUGGACGCCUCACAGAGCUAAAAGAACUCUCUCUCCCCAACAACAAACUCGUUGACCGAAUCCCACCCCAAAUCGUUGACUGCAGAAAACUCGAAAUCCUCGACCUCGGUAACAACCUCUUCUCCGGCGAAGUCCCUUCGGAACUCUCCUCGCUCACGCGCCUGCGCGUGCUCGACGUCUCCUCCAACAAACUCUCCGGCAACCUUAACUUCCUCAAACACUUCCCAAACCUCGAAACCCUCUCCAUCGCCGACAACCUCUUCACAGGAAGAGUCCCAAACUCCGUUCUCUCAUUCCGCAACCUCAAACACUUGAACUUCUCCGGUAACCGUUUCCUCGAAGGCUCACUCUCUCUCAACAAACGUUUCCCUCACCCACCAUUAGAUAACUCUCUCCCGAAACGUUACAUCUUAGCCGAAACCCCUUCAACCAAUGACAACAUUAACAACGCUCCCGCACCUUCUCCAAAAUCCUCGCACAAGAAUAACACCAAAGGUUCUCAUACUUCUGCAUCAGCUCCUUCUCCUUCUUCUUCAACUCACCACCAUCACAAGUCGAAUAAGAGAAAACUGGUAGGGUGGAUUCUGGGUUUUUUGGCUGGGGCAGUGGCUGGAACCAUUUCAGGUUUCAUAUUUUCCUUGUUGUUUAAGCUAGCUUUGGCUUUGAUAAAGGGCAGAGGGAAGAGUGGAGGACCUGCUAUUUAUAGUCCUUUGAUUAGAAAAGCAGAGGAUUUGGCUUUCUUGGAGAGAGAAGAGGGUUUGGGUUCGUUGGAAAUCAUUGGAAGAGGAGGGUCUGGAGAGGUUUACAAAGCCGAGUUACCAGGAAGCAAUGGUAAAUGGAUUGCUAUAAAGAAGAUUGUUCAGCCUCCAAAAGAUGCUGCUGAAUUGGCAGAAGAAGAUAGCAAGCUUCUGCACAAGAAAAUGAGGCAAAUUCGGGCUGAGAUCAACACUGUGGGUCAAAUUAGACACAGAAAUCUUCUUCCUCUUUUAGCACACGUUUCUAGACCCGAUUGCCACUACCUUGUGUAUGAGUUCAUGAAGAAUGGGAGCUUGCAGGAUACGUUGAGUAAGGUUGAAACUGGUGAGAGUGAAUUGGAUUGGAUAUCAAGGCACAAGAUUGCUCUUGGUGUUGCUGCAGGACUUGAGUACCUUCACACGAGUCACAGUCCACGCAUAAUUCAUAGGGAUCUCAAGCCUGCCAAUAUUCUUCUUGAUGAUGACAUGGAGGCUCGAAUUGCAGAUUUCGGACUCGCCAAAGCCAUGCCCGAUGCUAAGACUCACAUCACAACUUCCAAUGUCGCUGGAACUGUGGGUUAUAUCGCUCCAGAGUAUCAUCAGAUUCUCAAGUUCACUGAUAAGUGUGAUAUAUAUAGCUUUGGGGUUAUACUUGGUGUGUUGGUUAUUGGAAAGCUUCCUUCUGAUGAGUUCUUUCAGCACACUGAUGAGAUGAGCUUGGUGAAGUGGAUGAGGAAGGUCAUGACUUCGGAGAAUCCCAAAGAGGCUAUUGAUUCAAAACUUUUGGGGAAUGGAUAUGAGGAUCAAAUGCUUCUGGUUUUAAAAAUUGCUUGCUUUUGCACCAUGGAUGAUCCUAAGGAGAGGCCUAAUAGUAAGGAUGUUAGGUGCAUGCUGUCACAGAUCAGCCACUGAGUCAGUAUGUUAUAUAAUGUGUACAAUGUUAAGUGUGCUAGUUUAAGAAUAUCAAUUAUAGUCAGAUCAUACAAGUUGGUUCAUAAGGUAAAUAAUGAACCGAUGUAAUGUUUUCUUCAUCACAGAUUGCUGAAUUUUUAAAAGAAAAACAAAGAUGGGUAGACAAAUUCAGCUUUGCGAUGACUCGUGUCUGUCACUACCAGUUUGUCUAUGUUUAUGUGCUGACAAUGAAAAAUAAAAUACUUUUACGCUGUUACC